Molecule: messenger RNA, 1368 nt
Organism: Microsporum canis CBS 113480
Lineage: Eukaryota; Fungi; Ascomycota; Eurotiomycetes; Onygenales; Arthrodermataceae
Exons: 1
Coding region: 1-1368 (455 amino acids)
Molecular function (GO): protein binding
Source: RefSeq, a predicted model, not a curated record
AUGAGUAUCAUCGUCAGCAUGCCGGCCACAGCACCCACUCCAGUGUCAGUUCCAGUAAUACUGAAAACACCGAUCGCUCGCCCGGAAGCCAAGUUCGAACUUCUUGCAGCGGAACUGCUCGGGGAAAUCUUUGGCUACGUGGAUCCAGAGUAUAUCGGCAACGUGCGACUGACUUGCCGGUCUUUCGCUAACGCUUGUGUCAAACAUAUGCCUAGGAUGUGCGUGGUCAGCUGUGCGAAAACCAGUCUCGAGAAGAUGGAGCACCUUUCAACCCACCCGCUUUUUUCUCAACAUAUUCGGUCUCUUACAGUAGACUGCAGCCAGUUAUGGACACUUGUUACUGGAAAAUGCAAUCAGCCAUGGAAUUAUGUGAGUGCAGUUAAUCCAGAGGCAUUUCCGUGGUGUGAAACGUACAAGACCCUAUGGAAAGAGCAGAGAGAAACUAGACAAAGCGGUAGAGAUGCUACCAUCAUAUCCAAGGCUAUUCCGAACUUCCAGAAUCUCAAAACCGUCCGGAUAUACAUGGGCUGUUUCAAUGAAGACGGCCGUUUGCACCGGGAGACGUACAAAUCAGCAUUUGAGCAUUUCAGCUUCGCCCAUGAUAAGCCUGUUUCUUGCGGUAUUGAUCAGUAUCUAAUGGUCAUGGAGCCUCUACGUGACGCAGGAAUUAAGAUCGAAUCUUUGGAGCUACGUGAUGUGUCGUACGGUAUCUUCUAUCCCCAAAAGGAGAUCGUGGUUGACAUGGAGAAGAUCUUCCAGAACCUCACCAGCCUAUAUAUUCGUGUCCAAGUUCACCCUGACAAGGUAAUGAGCUCACUCAACCCGAAACCUGAGCUGGGAAAGGUCCUCUAUUGGGGAGUCAUGGCACAAUACGUCGAGGCAGCUGCCGGUCUACGCUCCUUAUCUCUUGCAUCAAAGGAUGAUCACGGCUGUAGAAUGAUGUCUGCAGACUAUGCAUUCCCUGCUACCUUUACAUGGGAGCAAUUACACACCCUUUCACUCGAUAAUGUCUGGAUCACGGAAGAUAUGUUGACCGGCCUGGCUACUCGCCAUUCCAAAACACUCAGAAGCCUGACGUUACACAAUAUAGUCAUCCGCGGGUCUUGGUUCACUGCCUUGCCUGCCAUUCGCGAGGCUACCUCUCUAGAAAGAGCAGUAGUUUACGGCUGGCUUGCCAACCCGGUGGGCGUGUAUCCUCGACGUGAACACUGGAGACUUGGCGUCUAUCCCGACAGAGAGCAUGACACACCUUGGGGGGAUGAUGCAAGGCAACAUAGGCUCGGGCUUCAAGUUGCAUCUUACCUCUGUAAGGUCCCAGCUACCUUUUACCUCCCAUUGGAUUAUUCGAACAUGACUAGAGAGAUUUAA